Molecule: messenger RNA, 369 nt
Organism: Leptomonas pyrrhocoris
Lineage: Eukaryota; Euglenozoa; Kinetoplastea; Trypanosomatida; Trypanosomatidae
Exons: 1
Coding region: 1-369 (122 amino acids)
Source: RefSeq, a predicted model, not a curated record
AUGGGAUGCACUGAUACCGUUUGUCAGCAGCUCCAUCCGAUGUGCGUUGGGCCGCAUCGUGCCCGUAUUGGUAGAGAACCGUUUCUGGCCCAUUGCAGAGCCCAUAGGGGCCACCUACCUCGACGCGGACUACGACCUGAUCGUGUUCACAGACGCAUCGGCGUCGGGCUGGGGUGCUAUCGCCCGCUGGAGAGACGGCACGACGCGCGGCUUUCAGCAGCGUUGGAGUCACGACCUCAGUGCGCGCGGCGCAGUGGAUGCGAGGGGCGCGCGCAUCCCUUUUCAAUGCACGGCAUUCAGCAACCGCGGAGCAACAUGCUGCUUUGUUGUUCUUGCGGUACAUUCUCGCGGCGUACCCGCAAGCUUUAA